AUGCGCCAACACGUACAGCAACAACAGCAACAGCAAGCGCAAAACCAGGCCCUUGGGGGAUCAGCUUCUCAGGUGUUUGGUAGUCAACUUCAACAUCAAACCUCUACUCGAAGCCAUGGCGCUCCACAGUCAGUUAUUAAUCCCAAUAACGCUAUUGUACAGCAUAAACGAUCGACAGCAGGUGAACCUGGUGAGUCGCCUUACUACUUAUAG
Messenger RNA from Rodentolepis nana, 213 nucleotides. NCBI's taxonomy places the organism in Eukaryota, Metazoa, Platyhelminthes, Cestoda, Cyclophyllidea, Hymenolepididae. The record is from the annotation of a GenBank genome assembly.